Messenger RNA from Gallus gallus (chicken), 5614 nucleotides. It is a transcript of the gene SARDH, whose product is annotated as sarcosine dehydrogenase. Gene Ontology annotation, molecular function: protein binding; oxidoreductase activity. Lineage: Eukaryota; Metazoa; Chordata; Aves; Galliformes; Phasianidae. Gene Ontology annotation, cellular component: mitochondrion. The coding region runs from base 1741 to 5295 and encodes 1184 amino acids. The record is from RefSeq and is a predicted model, not a curated record. The transcript is spliced from 23 exons.
GUGCCCAGCAGGGUGAGGGGGCACGGUGCAGGGCUCGGAGCUUUAGCAAGGUACUGUUUGGUGCUAACCUCUUCCAGGCCAGCUACUGGUGCUCAGCACGGGAUGUGUCCAAGGGGCCCUGUUUGCUAAAGGAGCUGAAUGGUUCAUGUUCUGCAAGGGCAAAAAUUGGGGUGCAGCAAACAAGGGGAAGGCAGCACCCUGCUGCAGCGUGAAGGGCUGUGCUUGGAUUUCCCAAUUCCGGUGUACCCGAGGGCACAUCUAAGGGUGGGUGAGACACACACAGACAAGAGAACAACUGAUGGCCGAAGGUCUGCCUCAGAUGCUUUUAAAGCCCUAUGCAAACCCCCCCAUCUGGGAUGGAUUCCCUGCGCCUGCAGUGGGCGCAUCCCCCUCAGAAGGGCGCAGUGCUCCCCCUGCAGAAGGUGUGUGUGUGGCAUCUACACAGCCCCCCCAGCUCCAACCCCCCCAGUAAGGUCUCCCUCUCGUGUUUACUGUUGUAAGAAACUUGUUUAAAAAAAAGGAAAAGAUGGUUUCCGUUUGUAAGUAAUUCUUCAGCCAUUUGCCACGCUAUAUAUCUGUGAAUAAGAAGGGAAAUGUGUUUGGUUUUGUUUUUUUUUUUAAUGAUGGUGAGAAAAUUGUAUAUAUAUUUUAGUUCGUCAUGGACCGCUCAGAAUUGCAAUGGGAUACGUUGGAAAAUAAUAUGUAAAUUCCUUGGGUUUUUCCUUUGCACUGCACUAACGGGGGUAGAACGGGCUCGGGUGGAGGGCUCCAAAGGUAAAACUGUUUGUUUAUGGGAUAGGUUCUAGCUGGCAAUUUGGAAAUCAUUCGGAGUAGCUUGUAAUGCUGGAAUAGAAUCUUUAGCUGCUACUUAGAAACCCUUUUGCAUGUGGUUCUUCCAGACCUUUUUAAGUUACAAUACAUCCAAGUAAAUCCCACGAUGAAAAAAAAAAAAAAAGAAAAAACCCAACAAAAAUAAAGUGUAAUUUUGCUGAUAGCUCCUUUUAUUUUUCUGGAAGCCGUGGUUUUUAUCACCAAUAAACCCAUGCGAGAAGGCUGGGUUUUGUCUUGGGCUUCUAUGGGGCGUAGUGCUCGUGGGGAUGGAUCCUUCCUGAUGGUCAGCAUCCACAGCCCACCCACAACUGCACUGCUCAGCUGAUCCCAUCCUGCAGCCCCAGACCCGAUGGGGUUCAGCCAGGGCAGCUCUCAGCAGCUGUUCCUCUGCAGCUGUCCCUCUCCCAUUGGGGUGGCUGAGAAGGGAGUGGGUGAUUUUUCACAGCUUCCAUUCAUUUCUUUGGAUCACAUUCCCGAAUCCCGCCCGGCUCUGCGCGCAGUGGCAUUUUCCAGAGCGAUAAAAUAAAAAUCCCAGCCUUGCUUACAAAUUGUCCGAGGUGUUUUGGGAGGAAAGGGAAGGUUUCACCCCAGAGAUGCCGCUGUGAGCUGCCCUGCUACUGGAUGGAUAACAUUUUCCCCUGCUCUUCUGGCUGCGGUUGGAAGGACGCAGCUCUGCUGGGUGUCACCCUGGCCGAGCUGCAGACCCCUGCCCAGCACAAACCGUGUCCCUGUGGGUGCCGUUCAGGCUUGGGGAAGCUCUCCAGCACACACCGUGUAUGAAAUGCUGAUUUCUGCGACCUGAGCGCCAACAGAAACCCACAGCACAGCACUGGAGCGUGGAACAGGUGAGUGCCAAACUGCAUUCAUGCCAGCUCCUUGCUGGGGACGUCCCUGGUGGCACUUGGUGACAUGCAGCCCUGCAGCGCGGUGGUGCUGGGUGCCCAGCAGCUCCAUGUGGCUCCAUGUGACCCCCUCAGGGUGUGCACGGAUAAAUGGGGCAUUAUUCACCGUGCCCAGCCCGUGCCAUAUGCUGUAACCAGACCAGGAGCAGCCUUCCCCGAGGCAUUAACAGGAGCAUCCAUCUCCAGCCCCCAGCUGGCUCCAGCCCUGCGCCCCAGGAGGGGGAAGGCUGCCCCGGACACAAGUUCUAUUUUAUCAUCUUUUUUUCUUUUUGCAGCUGCUGACAUAAUCUCCCACAUUAGUUGGACUGGCCAGGGUGCUGCUCUGAGCAAACACAGCACCGGCACUGGCUGCACUUGCUGGCUGCCCUCUGCAAACAGCUCCGUGCCCAGAGCGCUGCUGGCCGACCCUGAGCAUGCCCUGUCACUUGGUGGCCUGUGGCCGGCCAGCACGUGGCCACCUCCCUCUGCCACCCCACAGCAGGCUGCCCUAAGAGCCACACGUGGUGGCAAUCCAGAACCUGAGAACAAGGGCCCCAACAGCUCUGCAAAUGGGGAAACUGAGCCGCUGAGCCCUGUGGGCUGUGAGCCCCCCCAGCCCUGCUGUCCGCUCUCUGCUGGGCGCCGAGCUGGGAAGAGAAGUCACAGUUCCAUUCCGUUUCGCAUUUCUCCAUUCUGCCCGACUUUGCCGUUGAGCGGCGGAGCGACAAGGAGGACGGGGGCCGGAGGACGGCGGUGCGGAAGGGGAGGAGGAGGAGGAGGAGGAGGAGAGCAUCGGAGGAAGGCAGACGUCCCGCGGCCAUCGCGAGCGUCGCUGGUUGACAUGUCCUACGUGAGCUGUGCCCUGCGGGUGGCCGCCCUGUGCCGCCUGCCAGCCCCCUGGAGAAGCCCCCGACCCUACAGCAGCGCGACGGGACCCACGGCCGAGAAGAGCGUCCCCUACCAGAAGACACUGAAGGAGGAAAGCAAUGGGAGCACGGGGCCCAGCCAACCACCCCCGGCCUCGGCUGAAGUGGUGGUGGUCGGGGGGGGCAGCCUGGGCUGUCAGACCACCUAUCACCUGGCCAAGCUGGGCAUCACCAACGUCGUCCUGCUGGAGAGGGAUCGCCUGACGGCGGGCACCACCUGGCACACGGCUGGUUUGCUGUGGCAGCUCCGUCCCAGCGACGUGGAGGUGGAGCUGCUGGCGCACACGCGGGACGUGGUGAGCCGCGAUCUGCCGGCCGAGACGGGGCUGCACACGGGCUGGGUGCAGAACGGGGGGCUCUUCAUCGCCUCCAACAAGCAGCGCCUCGAUGAGUACAAGCGGCUCAUGUCGCUGGGGAAGGUGUACGGUGUGGAGUCACACGUCCUGACCCCGGCACAGACCAAGGAGCUGUACCCGCUGAUGAAUGUGGAUGACCUGUAUGGCACACUCUACGUCCCCAAAGACGGCACCAUGGAUCCCGCUGGCACCUGCUCCACCCUUGCCAGAGCAGCAGCAGCCAGAGGUGCUACGAUCAUAGAGAACUGCCCCGUCACCGGCAUCCAGGUCAGAACAGAUGACUUUGGGGUGAAGAGGGUGCACGCAGUGGAGACAGCCCAUGGGACCAUCCAGACUCCCUGUGUGGUCAACUGUGCAGGGGUGUGGGCGCGUGCCCUGGGCCGGCUGGCAGGUGUGCACGUGCCUCUGGUGGCGAUGCAUCACGCCUACGUGGUGACCGAACGCAUUGAAGGUAUCCAGAACAUGCCGAACGUUCGGGAUCACGAUGCCUCGGUGUAUCUCCGUCUCCAAGGCGAUGCCCUUUCCGUGGGUGGCUAUGAGUCAAACCCCAUCUUCUGGGAGGAGGUAUCAGAGAAAUUUGCCUUCAGCCUCUUUGACCUGGACUGGGAUGUUUUUAUGCAGCACAUCCAAGGUGCCAUCAACCGAGUGCCGGUGCUGGAGAGGACAGGCAUCAAAUCCACUGUCUGUGGGCCAGAGUCGUUCACAGCCGACCACAAACCGCUCAUGGGGGAGGCUCCAGAAGUCCGAGGUUUCUUCCUUGGCUGCGGCUUCAACAGCGCCGGGAUGAUGCUGGGAGGAGGCUGUGGGAAGGAGCUGGCCCAUUGGAUCAUCCACGGCCGGCCGGAGAAGGAUAUGUAUGGCUACGACAUCAGGAGGUUCCACUGCUCCCUCACCGACAACAACCGCUGGAUCCGGGAGCGGAGCCACGAGUCCUACGCCAAGAACUACUCGGUCGUCUUCCCCCACGAUGAGCCGCUGGCGGGGCGCAACAUGAGGAAGGACCCUCUGCACCAGGAGCUGCUCCAGCAGGGCUGUGUGUUCCAGGAGAGGCACGGCUGGGAGCGCCCAGGUUGGUUCAGCCCAGGAGGAGCAGCUCCGGUCCUGGAUUACGACUAUUACGGUGCUUACAGCCAGGAGCAGCACAGGGACUACACCUACAACCAGCUGCUGGCAGAUGAGUACACCUUCGACUUUCCACCACAUCACAACAUUAUCAAGAAGGAAUGCCUGACGUGCAGAAAUGCCCUGGCUCUCUUCAACAUGUCUUAUUUUGGGAAGUUCUACCUGGUUGGCCCCGAAGCCACCAAAGCAGCCAACUGGCUGUUCAGUGCUGACGUGAGCAAAGCUCCAGGCAGCACCGUGUACACCUGCAUGCUGAACAAGCGUGGCGGGGUGGAGAGCGACCUGACCGUCAGCAGGAUCAGCCCCGGUGACCCCAGCUCUCCACUGGCCCCCGCCUUCCAAGGAGAUGGAUACUACCUGGCCAUUGGUGGGGCCGUGGCUCAGCACAACUGGUCACACAUCACUGCGGUGCUGCAGGACAUGAAGCUACAGUGCAAACUCAUUGACUGCUCAGAGGAGCUGGGCAUGAUGAGCCUGCAGGGCCCACUGAGCCGCACUGUGCUGCAAGAGCUGCUGGACACCGACCUCAGCAACGAGGCCUUCCCCUUCUCCACCCAUAGGCUCGUGAAAGCUGCAGGAUGCACGGUGCGUGCCAUGAGGCUGUCCUUUGUCGGUGAGCUGGGCUGGGAGCUGCACGUGCCCCGGGAGGACUGUGUCAGGGUGUACCAGGCGGUGAUGGAGGCGGGCGCCCGGCACGGCAUCACCAACGCUGGCUACAGAGCCAUCGACAGCCUCAGCAUCGAGAAAGGGUACAGACAUUGGCACGCAGACCUCCGCCCUGAUGACACACCGCUGGAAGCAGGCUUGGCCUUCACCUGCAAGCUCAAAUCCAGCAUUCCCUUCCUGGGAUGGGAGGCUGUGGAAGCCCAAAAAUCUGCUGGCAUCUUCCGCCGCCUCGUCUGCUUCACCACAGAUGAGAAGGUGCCAAUGUUCGGCCUUGAGGCCAUCUGGAGGGACGGCGAGGUGGUGGGCCACAUCCGCCGGGCAGAUUUUGGCUUUGCCAUCGACAAAACCAUCGCCUACGGUUACAUCCGUGAUCCUGCGGGGGGACCCGUCUCACUGGAUUUCGUGAGGAGUGGAAACUAUGAGCUGGAGAGGAUGGGAGUGCGCUACCCUGCCCAGGCACACACCAAGUCCCCGUUUGACCCGGACAACAAGCGAGUGAAGGGCAUCUACUGAGAGCUUGCAAUGGGGAGAGGGGGAUGCUGAUGGCCCCAUUCCCUGCCCAGCAGUCUGCCGUGAACUCACUGAGUAAAUUUGGGUCAGAUUGGAAGGGAAGAAGAGGAAAAGAUUCCAAAAAGUCCAACAGUUUUAUUCCUGGGUUUUCUAAAUGAAGCGAUACCACUACAGCAAUAAUUCUUUCCCAUGGGUUAAUCGACCUGAAAACAGUGUUUUGCUUGACUGCAAAUGAAAUGGUUUCAAUUUUUGACUUUGCUGGAAACCCUUUUCCCCCUAAACGUCGUUUCACGCUGCCUGGAAAUGAAUUUUUUAAACUAAA